This is a messenger RNA of Nematolebias whitei (Rio pearlfish), 780 nucleotides long. It is a transcript of the gene rnf4, whose product is annotated as ring finger protein 4. Lineage: Eukaryota; Metazoa; Chordata; Actinopteri; Cyprinodontiformes; Rivulidae. The record is from RefSeq and is a predicted model, not a curated record. The coding region runs from base 193 to 780 and encodes 195 amino acids. Gene Ontology annotation, molecular function: transcription factor binding; zinc ion binding. Gene Ontology annotation, biological process: positive regulation of transcription by RNA polymerase II. The transcript has 8 exons.
AGAAGAAGCUGAAGGAAAUCGAGAGGUAUCGAGUUCUGUUCGUGUUGUGGAUCAGAAUCAGUUUAAUUCGACUGCGGUCUGUUCGUCUAAUCUGGAACUGUCUCGAGGUGUGAACCGAACCACCCGGAAACACCUGCUGAAAAAACAUUGGAGCGUUCAGGACCUUCUUGUGUGUUCGGCUCCUGUGGUGAUAUGAGCAGCCCUGCACAGAGGAAGAGAAGGCCCACAGGAAGACCUCUGGUCUCCAGAACCAGCAUCAAGGUCAGCAGAGCAGCAAAUGCCAAAACGAUGACUUGCAGGUCGGCGGAUGCUGGUGACCCCGCCCCCCCCACAGAGCCCAUCGACGUGAUCGAUGGCGCAGAUGAUGGUGUGGAGGAGGUGGUGGAUCUGACCUGUGAAGGAUCAGAAGCUACUGUGGUCGACCUGACGACCAGCAACGACUCUGUACUGCUGGUGGACGAAGGUCCUCGGAACAGGAAAGUCCAACCAGGUGAGAGCUAUGUGCUCAGUAGUGACGAAGAUGAAGAUAUGACCCCUGCCCUUCAUGCUGCUAUGAUGUCCUCUGCACACACAUCCAGGACGACGCCGGGUAUGAUCAGCUGUCCGGUCUGUUUGGACCUGUACUCUGAGAUUGUCGAGAGCGGCCGAUUGGUCGUUUCCACGAAGUGCGGUCACGUGUUUUGCAGCCAAUGUCUGAGAGACGCUCUGACAUCAUCACGCACCUGUCCUACCUGCAGGAAGAAACUCACCCGCCAAAUGUACCACCCGCUCUACAUCUGA